Messenger RNA from Oncorhynchus keta (chum salmon), 1233 nucleotides. RefSeq names its product amphiregulin (gene areg). Lineage: Eukaryota; Metazoa; Chordata; Actinopteri; Salmoniformes; Salmonidae. Gene Ontology annotation, biological process: positive regulation of mitotic nuclear division; positive regulation of cell population proliferation; epidermal growth factor receptor signaling pathway. The transcript has 6 exons. The record is from RefSeq and is a predicted model, not a curated record. The coding region runs from base 68 to 820 and encodes 250 amino acids.
AGGAAGAGGAAGCAGAGGCGGAGCAGGACUAGUCUCACUCAGGACAGAAUACACACACUAUUAGGACAUGAACACUCUCAUUCUCUCCUCUCUGCUGUGUUUGGUUGUUAGUGCUUUAGGUGUCCUGGGAUCCGCGGUGACGUUAUCGGCAGAGCUGAGCCAUGUGACAGAUGCGUCAGCCUUGGGGGAAGGGGAGGGGCUACAGAGCUCUCUGGGUGAUGAGGAUGAGGAGGAACUGGAUGAAGAUAUGUCAGGAGGUACACCUACAGACGGUUCACCCAAAGCAGCGGUGCGUCACAGUAAGAACAGAAAGGGGAUAAAGGGUCCGAAAGGAAAAGGGAAUCCUGGAAAGAGGAAGAACAAGAACAGUAGUAGACACACCACGGCCUUCAACCCUGAACACACACCAGGACACACGUCGGAGUUCACGGCCGACCACACACACCAGACCUCAGGACGUGUUACAGAGGACCCUUGUAGCUCCUCCCACCAGGCAUACUGUAUCCAUGGAAACUGCAAGUACAUGGUGGAUCUGAGAGAGCCUGUGUGUGUCUGUGAGAAGGGUUACGACGGUGAGCGCUGUGGCAUCCUGCUCCUACCUACGAGGACGGAUGAAGAGGAGGAGAGAAGCAUCGCUGAGGUGGUUCAGACUGUCCUGGUCAUCAUAGCUGUGGUCCUCUCCAGCAUCAGCUGCCUCGCCAUACUGCUCAUGACCUGCACAUAUUACAGGACACAUAAGAACUUCCUUGUUGCCUACCUGGCCUCCAGCAGUGAGAAGCAACAGCUCCAGAAGACCACACCCUGUGACAUCACGGUGUGACCAUCAGCAGAGAACUUAAAGGUCUGGAACCAUAAUUUAGAACCAGAGGAGAACCGGUGCUGACUCCUGCCCAGCGGAGUGAUCUACUGAACGAUCACUACAACUCCAGACAGUAGAGCGUUCUGUAGAAGAACCAGCGUAGAACCGUCUUGAAGAACCACAUAGAACUGCCUUGUUGUUUAUUUAUUUGAUUUGACUUAUUUAUUGAGGACAGAGCUUUCUUUUGACUGGUGUUGUGUUAGAUGUGAUUGGACCGUGAUGUUGAGCAUACCGUCCAAUCAUUUCACUACUAAGUUAUUGCUUAUUUAUUGCCAUGCGUCUCCGAGGGAACAACAGAGAGAUAUGGCUAUUGAUAAUCCUGGACAUAGAUGGAAUCUAUCGGUUCACUAAUAAAGUCCUUCAGUGUUAUAAGA